Messenger RNA from Penicillium longicatenatum, 1551 nucleotides. Its product is annotated as sterol esterase. The transcript has a single exon. The coding region runs from base 1 to 1551 and encodes 516 amino acids. Gene Ontology annotation, biological process: lipid metabolic process. The record is from RefSeq and is a predicted model, not a curated record. Lineage: Eukaryota; Fungi; Ascomycota; Eurotiomycetes; Eurotiales; Aspergillaceae.
AUGUCGUACCUUAGGUUUGAGUACCUGGCACUGCUAGGAUCCUUGAUCUUAGUAUUCCUAGAGACUAUCAUUCAUCUAAUAACAUUCUGCCUUCGUGAGUCCAGAUCCUUGUAUUACCCCGUGCUUCCAACUGACGUGCAGCUAGCAUCGCCGAUCAUUCGAUUUUGCCACGAUCAGUCGAAGAAACUCUUCAAUGUGCUUAUCUCAAAAGACUCGCAUGAUAAACGACCCAAGGAUGAGAUCCUUGCCGCGUCCAUAGCAGAGGCGUCGGACUUCGUCGAGAUGUGCGCCUUGUUUGGAUAUGAGGCGGAGGAGCAUAUCGUCCAAACUUCUGAUGGAUAUCUUCUUGGACUGCACCGACUGGCUUACCGGAGAGGUGAAGAAAAUAUGCGGGUCAAUCAGGGACCUGGCUCAAUUACCAAGAAAGUCGUCUAUCUUCACCAUGGUCUCCUCAUGUCCAGUGAGGUGUGGGUCGCCUUGACCGAUGAACAGCGGUGUCUUCCGUUCCAGCUGGUCGAAAAGGGCUAUGAUGUUUGGCUUGGAAAUAAUCGGGGCAAUAAGUAUGCGAAGAAAUCUGUACAGUUCUCGCCUGGGUCAAAUGAGUUCUGGGACUUUUCCAUUGAUCAGUUCGCCUUUCACGAUAUCCCAAACAGCAUCGAGUACAUCCUCGAUGUGACCACCCAGCCAUCGCUAUCAUACAUUGGUUUCUCGCAGGGUACCGCGCAGGCAUUUGCAACCCUAUCUAUCCACCCACUGCUCAACCAAAAGGUUGAUGUUUUCGUGGCCCUGGCUCCGGCAAUGGCGCCUUCCGGCCUCCGCAAUCGUAUCGUCGACUCUCUCAUGAAGGCCUCUCCAAACUUCUUGUUCCUCCUCUUCGGUAGACGCAGUAUCCUUUCCUCAACAACGAUGUGGCAGACAAUCUUGUAUCCGCCAAUCUAUGUCCGCAUCAUUGAUACUGCCCUUUCAGUCCUGUUCAACUGGCAAUGUCGCAAUAUCACCCGAACCCAAAAGCUCGCCGCAUAUCUCCACCUUUACUCCUUCACGAGUACUAAGUCCGUCGUUCACUGGUUCCAGAUCAUCCGCAACAAAAAUUUCCAGUUCUAUGACGACGAACUGCAAACCCCUUUCAGCAUUGUUGCAAGUGAGCGCUUCUACAAGCCUGUCAAGUACCCGACCCGCAACAUCAAGACACCUAUAGUGCUCCUUUACGGCGGCAGCGAUAGUCUUGUUGACAUCAAUGUCAUGUUGCAGGGCUUACCUCGUGGGACCGUCGCCAAGCCAAUACCCACUUACGAGCACUUGGACUUUUUGUGGGCCGAGGAUGUGGACCGACAAGUCUUUCACCAUGUAUUUGACGCAUUGGAGACAUAUAGCCCGAAGAGCGUCAACGGUGUUCAAACAAACGGUGUCAACGGUGCUAACGGCAUUGAUCCAAAUCCAACCAACUUUCUCGAUGAAAGACCUUCUAUCACAACGCAUGCCUCGAAUAGCUCUCUACCAAGACACCGGACAAACUUGACAGUCGAUCCUGGCUACAGCCCAGCGCCAUAG